UAGGGUGUUGUGGGAAAGAACUGGAGGGGAGGGGGAGUAAAUGUGGGUGCUUAGUGUUCACCGGCCCUGAUUUGUUACAUCUCACAGAGAACAGGAGAGCAGAGGGAUGCAGCCUAACUCCCAGUGAGCUUGGUGCUCCCUCUGCCCCAGCGUCUGUGCGGACGGCAUGUCCUUGGGUCCUUGGCCCAUUCCAGGCUGUCCCCGCUGUGGAAAGAACCCGGGAAAACAGGGUUAUUCUACAGUAGCAACGGGCAUGGUUAGUGCUCAGGGAGGUUUCCAGCGGGGAUUUCCUGGUGUGGGGGUUUUCAGCCCUUGCCCUGGAGACUGUCCCCUACUCUCGGCCACUUCCCUUCCUCCUUUCGUGGAGAAGGACGGGCGGUGCAACGUGCAGCAGGGCCACGCGGGCGAGACGUACCGCUACCUGACCGACCUGUUCACCACGCUGGUGGACCUGCAGUGGCGCCUCAGCCUGCUCUUCUUCGUGCUGGCCUACGCGCUCACCUGGCUCUUCUUCGGCGCCAUCUGGUGGCUCAUCGCCUACGGCCGCGGCGACCUGGAGCACCUGGAGGACGCGGCCUGGACGCCCUGCGUCAACAACCUCAACGGCUUCGUGGCCGCCUUCCUCUUCUCCAUCGAGACGGAGACCACCAUCGGCUACGGGCACCGCGUCAUCACCGACCAGUGCCCCGAGGGCAUCGUGCUGCUGCUGCUGCAGGCCAUCCUGGGCUCCAUGGUGAACGCCUUCAUGGUGGGCUGCAUGUUCGUCAAGAUCUCGCAGCCCAACAAGCGCGCCGCCACGCUCGUCUUCUCGUCGCCGUGGUCCUUCCCCCCAGGAAUGACAUGCCAAGCUCGGAGCUCCUACCUGGUGGACGAGGUGUUGUGGGGCCACCGCUUCACAUCAGUGCUGACCCUGGAGGACGGCUUCUACGAGGUGGACUAUGCCAGCUUCCACCAGACUUUUGAGGUGCCCACACCCUCAUGCAGCGCCCGGGAGCUGGCCGAGGCAGAGGCCCGCCUGGAUGCCCAUCUCUACUGGUCUAUACCCAGCCGGCUGGAUGAGAGAGUGGAGGAAGAGGGGGCAAGGGAGGGGGCAGGGGAGGAGGUGGAGGGAGAGGCUGGGGCUGACAAGGGGAAGAAUGGCUGCCUGCCCCCGCCAGAGAGUGAGUCUAAGGUGUGACCAGCUUUGCAGACCCUGUGGCAGGAUCAGACACAGGCACCUAGGGCGCUGGGUAGUGGAGGUGGAGGAGUCCGGUGAGGUGCCUGGGAACAUGCUAAGGCUGGAGGGGCCCCUCAGAAUCUCGGGUCCAGGAUCCAAUGUGGAAGGAGGCACCCUGAUAUCAAGAGAAUGGAGGGCAGGGAGCGUGAACGGACCGGCCUCUCAUGUUUGACCUUCACAUCUGCUCAUGGGUGGAAUGGGCAGAAGGAUGGACUUAUGUGGAUUGGGUGGGAAGGUGGAAGCAGACAGGGAGACAGCUAGUGGAUAGGUAAGAGGACCGACAGACAGGUGGUACACUCAGGGCUGCUGCUAACCCACUGAGCAUCUUUGUACAAAUUCUAAACAGGCACCCUUUUCCUCCAGACUGACACCACCCCAAACCAGGGUGAGUGGCCUGGGGCACAGAACGUGGGCUGGAUCUUAGCCCGCACUCACCUCCUUGGCCUGCUUCCUGUGCCAGGCACACCUAUCUCACCAGAUACAGUAGCCCAGCUGACCCAGAGGAAAGCUGGAUGGAGGUGGGCAGAGCUGAGGAGGCUGCCCUCCCAGCUCCACCCCUACCCCUGUGGCAGGCUGAAUGGGAGCAUGAGGGGCUGUAGGAGUGGCCCAGCAGGCUGAAUGGCUUUGUCUAUUGCACAGGGAAGCAAGGAGUAGGGAGCUACCAGAGCCGGGGCCCUGGGAAAGGAGUGAAAUGUCAUAAACACCUCGGUUGAGAGCAGAGAGGGGUUCUGAGGAGGAAGAGGGCCAGGGAGAGAUUGAGGUGAGUUCACUAGAGCUGGGACAUGGGGGCCCUUGGGAAAGCAGAAUUAGUGAGAAGGAGUCACUCAUACCAUUCAUUUGGGUGUCCUUUGGGCAUAGAACACUCAACUGGGCACAUGGGGAUGGACAGUCUGAGACCCAUUUCCUAUCUCGGAAUAUAGUGCGCCUGGGAAAAACAGAAAUAUUCCCAUGGCAA
This is a messenger RNA of Myotis davidii, 2171 nucleotides long. RefSeq names its product potassium voltage-gated channel subfamily J member 9 (gene KCNJ9). The coding region runs from base 167 to 1177 and encodes 336 amino acids. Gene Ontology annotation, biological process: regulation of monoatomic ion transmembrane transport; potassium ion import across plasma membrane. Gene Ontology annotation, molecular function: inward rectifier potassium channel activity. Gene Ontology annotation, cellular component: plasma membrane. Lineage: Eukaryota; Metazoa; Chordata; Mammalia; Chiroptera; Vespertilionidae. The record is from RefSeq and is a predicted model, not a curated record. The transcript is spliced from 3 exons.